This is a messenger RNA of Bacillus rossius redtenbacheri, 1912 nucleotides long. It is a transcript of the gene mTerf5, whose product is annotated as transcription termination factor 5, mitochondrial. Gene Ontology annotation, biological process: regulation of DNA-templated transcription; termination of mitochondrial transcription. Gene Ontology annotation, molecular function: double-stranded DNA binding. The transcript is spliced from 8 exons. The record is from RefSeq and is a predicted model, not a curated record. Lineage: Eukaryota; Metazoa; Arthropoda; Insecta; Phasmatodea; Bacillidae. Gene Ontology annotation, cellular component: mitochondrial matrix. The coding region runs from base 222 to 1766 and encodes 514 amino acids.
AGUGAAAUGAAACUUUGUUUAUCUAAUUAUUAUAUACAACAUAGUUUCAAUAAAAUUAUAUAUUUUCUAUCACGAGCUUGCUAUAUUAAUUUCUCGAUAUUUUAGUGUGUAGGUGUGGCAACAUCGUAUUAGAGUCACGUUUGUUUGGCACGUACAGCUGUUUUGUGUUUGUAUACAGUUAAAAUAUAGUGGGAACGUGUGAAGACGAAUGUAAAGUUGUAAUGUUUGCGAGGUAUUGCAGAUGGUUGUUUGUAGGUCCCGGACAUUUUCGUGACGCUUGUAGAUGCUUAUAUACAUCUUCUCGCACUAGUUCAAACAUCAAUAGUGGUGUAGCCCACGUUCAGAUAAAUUUUUUAAUAAAUAAAUUAGGGCUGCCGGUCGCCCAGGCUGAAGAAUUCGUGAAGGGGCAGAAGUCCCAGCCAGAUGUCUCCCCGGAGCGGCUCGACAAAGCACUGGACAUGUUGUUGGGUCUGGGGUUCACGCUGGGCGAGGUGCAGGCGUGCCCCGAGGUGGUGCUGGUGAAGCCGGCGACCAUCCAGCACCGCACCUUGCUGCUGCAGGAGGCGGGAGCCCCCAAGGUCACGCCUCGCUGCGUCGUCAGCUACCUGGUGCUGGCGCGCAUGCGCGUGACGCUCCUGAAGGCGUACGGGCUGAUCCCGCCGCACGUGGACGUGGCGAGCAGCAUGUUGUCGCACCUGGGGGACGGGCCGGGGCCCCUGGCCUCCCCGGGCGAGGACGCCACCCUCGCGGCCACCCAGGUGGCGGUGCUGCGGCACUACCUGGCGUGGCGCCUGGCGCUGGCGCCCCACGAGCUGGAGCGCGUCAUGAGGACGUACACGCGCGUCAGGAACAAGAGCCUGCGCCUCAUCAGCCGCACGCUCGCCGUCCUGCAGGACGAGCUGGGCUUCUCGCGCGACAAGAUCAAGAAUAACGGCUACCUGAUCCACAGCCACCCGGACAACACUCUGCGCACACUGCGCGAGGUGCCCCACAUCCGGGGCGUGCCGUUCAAGGACAUAGUGCUGCUGCACCCCAAGAUAGUGAUGACGCCCACCGACACGCUGCUGACGACCCUGCGCUACCUCGAGGAGUUCGGCAUCAAGGACGAGUCCGUGCGGCGCAACCCGGAGGUGUUCACGCUGGGCAGCGAGAGCGUGCGCGCGCGCCUGGAGCAGAUCCGCACGCAGCCGGGGCUGAGCGGGCUGCAGGGCCACCCGCGCGUGCUGCGUCUCGUGCAGUACAUCCGCAAGGCGCGCAAGCGUCUCGACACGCUGCAGGACUUGCGGGUGCGCUGCGCGAGCUUGCACGUGCUGUGCGGCACGCAGGCGCGCUUCGAGGGGUACACCCGGGACGGGGCGGACCGCACGCGCGGGGUGGACGCGGUGCACUACCUGAGCCGCGCGCUGGGCUGCGACGGGGAGGACGCGCGGGCGCGCCUUCGCCGCCACCCCUACUGGUACCACGUGCCCCUCGAGACCAUCCGGCAGACCUGCGAGCUGCUGCUGGGCCGGGGCUUCUGCCCCCGCGACGUGCUGCGCAACGUGCACCUCCUGCUGUACUCGCGGGAGCGGGUGCUAGCCGAGCUGGAGGGCCUGGGGCAGCGUCCCGAGCUGCGAGCAGACGUGUUCCUGACCGCGACGGGGGGCUCGGAGCCGUCCCGGUCCCAGCAGCUGGCUCUGUGCCUGUACUUCCUGGAGCGCGAGCACCACUUCACCGGGGACGGAGUGUGGGCGGGCCUGCCCCCGGCCCCCCUCGCCGCGGCCUGACGCCCCACACCGGUGCUCGCUUGUUCCUGCUCACAUGGAACAUUUCUAUGAUAAAUUAUUCUGUGUACAGUUUGUAAAUAUAAGAGUUGUUUCAGAGGGAUAUUUGCUUAUCUUGUUUUUAUUCAUUAAAAAUGUAUUUAAUAUAA